Geodia barretti is the source of this 885-nucleotide messenger RNA. The record is from the annotation of a GenBank genome assembly. NCBI's taxonomy places the organism in Eukaryota, Metazoa, Porifera, Demospongiae, Tetractinellida, Geodiidae.
AUGGCCGGCCUGACCGCCGGCAUCUACGCCGCCCGUCACGGCCUCAGCACCGCCAUCGUCGAGCAGAUGAUGGCCGGCGCCCAGAUCAUCAACCUGGAGCGCAUCGAGAACUUCCCCGGUUUCCCCCAGGGCAUCGCCGGCUACGAAUUGGGACCCGCAACGCAGGAACAGGCGAUGAACGCCGGCGUUGAGAUGCUGAUGGACACCGUAGCCAGCGUGUCCUCGGACGGGGACCACCUGCGCGUCGCCGGCGAGGGCGGCGGCUCCUAUCUCGGCAAGGCCGUGAUCAUGGCGGCCGGCUCCACCCUGCGCACCCUGGGCAUCCCCGGAGAGGAGGAGUACCUCGGCCGUGGUGUCUCUCAUUGCGCCUCCUGCGACGGCCCGCUCUACAUGGGGCAGACCGUUGCCGUAGUGGGCGGCGGCGACUCGGCGGCGGACGAGGCCCUGACGUUGACCGAGUACACGGAACGCGUCAUCCUCUUCCACCGGGGCGACAGCCUGGAUGCCCAGCAGGCGCUCCAGGACCGCCUGGCCGGCCAACCGAAGGUCGAAGUUCGUUACAACGCGGAGGUCGUCGAGGUGGUCGGCGAGGAUACCGUCACCGGGGUACGGGUUCGUAGCGCGGACGGCGAGAACGUUGAGCCCGUGGGCGGCCUGUUCGUCUAUGUCGGGCUGGAGCCCAACUCGUCGGCGGUGUCGGACCUGGUUACGCUGGACAAUGCCGGCCACAUCCCGGUGGGUCUUUCCAUGGAAACGCCCCAACCCGGACUGUUUGCCGCCGGUGACAUCCGCCAGCAGUCGGCCGCGCAGCUGGUCGCCUCGGCCGGUGACGGGGCCACCGCCGCCAUCGCCGCGCACCGUUACAUUCGCUCCCGGGAUUGGUGA